Molecule: messenger RNA, 751 nt
Organism: Camellia sinensis
Lineage: Eukaryota; Viridiplantae; Streptophyta; Magnoliopsida; Ericales; Theaceae
Source: RefSeq, a predicted model, not a curated record
UCGCUUUUUGCUUUGCAAGAGAAAGAUUCGCUGUGUCGAGAAAGAAGUAGGUAUUAGUGUAGCAUAGCAAAUAUGGUGGCAACUGAAGCAUCACGUGAGGAGAAUGUUUACAUGGCCAACUUGGCCGAACAAGCUGAAAGAUAUGAAGAAAUGGUUGAAUUUAUGGAGAAAGUGGCAAAGACAGUGGAUGUUGAGGAGCUGACUGUGGAGGAAAGGAACCUCCUUUCCGUGGCUUACAAGAAUGUGAUUGGGGCUAGGAGGGCUUCUUGGAGAAUUAUCUCUUCUAUUGAGCAGAAGGAAGAGAGCCGUGGAAACGAAGAUCAUGUCACUAUUAUCAAGGAGUACAGGGGAAAGAUUGAGGCAGAACUCAGCAAGAUCUGUGAUGGGAUUCUGAACCUUCUUGAGUCACAUCUCAUUCCUUCUGCCUCAUCUGCAGAGUCCAAGGUGUUCUAUCUUAAGAUGAAGGGUGAUUACCACAGAUACUUGGCUGAGUUUAAGACGGGGUCUGAGAGGAAGGAGGAUGCUGAGAGCACUUUGUUGGCUUACAAGUCUGCUGAGAGCACUUUGCUGGAUCUACGCCACCGGUAUCUCCGUUUGCCGGAGGGAGCAGAGAGGCAUACCGAUUCCGGAGGAGGUCUAUAUCGGAUGUGUACGAGAAAGCAAAUGGAAUUGGACCCAGGAGCCCAACUCCUCCUGACGACAUGUGAGAUUUGAGUCACUUAUUUUUCUCAUCAACCAGCACAAGAACAAA